This is a messenger RNA of Pseudopodoces humilis (Tibetan ground-tit), 620 nucleotides long. The record is from RefSeq and is a predicted model, not a curated record. NCBI's taxonomy places the organism in Eukaryota, Metazoa, Chordata, Aves, Passeriformes, Paridae.
AUGCACAGAUGUGAGCGUGAAUCCCCAGUAAAAGGGCCAUGUCCCCACAGCCAGAUACCCCAGUCCUCACAACAUUCAGGAGUCAUACCACUGCAUGCAGGAACAUUGGUGAGUGGAUCUGCACCUCCCAGCCCUCCUCAGUCCCUCUUCCUCCACAUAUCUCUUCUUCUUUUCAGUAGAAUGAGUGAGAGAGACAUACAGAACCUGAGCAAAUGGGUUUUCGUGCUCAGUCUCUGCCUUACCACGCUGUGGGGACGACUGACGCUGGCCUCCACGCAUCACCACAGAAGCCAUUCAGUGCAUGUAGAGCCCGGCACAUGCGAAGUCAUUGCAGCUCACCGGUGCUGCAACAAGAACAAGAUCGAGGAGCGCUCGCAGACGGUGAAAUGCUCCUGUUUCCCAGGGCAGGUGGCAGGGACAACGCGGGCAGCUCCCUCCUGUGUGGACGCCUCCAUCGUGCUGCAGAAGUGGUGGUGCCAGAUGGAGCCAUGUCUCGAUGGGGAGGAGUGCAAAGUGCUGCCUGACCUCUCGGGAUGGAGCUGCAGCAGUGGCAACAAAGUGAAGACGACCAAGGUCACUCGAUAGCCUCCAUGCCGCGUGGCACUGGCUGACCAGCCUUG